Halichondria panicea is the source of this 1679-nucleotide messenger RNA. Its product is annotated as katanin p60 ATPase-containing subunit A1-like. Gene Ontology annotation, biological process: microtubule severing. The coding region runs from base 40 to 1560 and encodes 506 amino acids. Gene Ontology annotation, cellular component: microtubule cytoskeleton. Gene Ontology annotation, molecular function: microtubule severing ATPase activity; microtubule binding; ATP hydrolysis activity. The record is from RefSeq and is a predicted model, not a curated record. The transcript is spliced from 10 exons. Lineage: Eukaryota; Metazoa; Porifera; Demospongiae; Suberitida; Halichondriidae.
UCGUUGAAUUGGAGGUAAAUUUCAAACUUGAAAAGCAAAAUGGCGUACUCAACACAGGAGAUAUCUGAGAAUGUGAAGCAAGCCAGGGAGAAUGCACUGGUUGGCAACUAUGAUGAGUCCCAUGUCUGCUACGCUGGAGCCAUUGAGGCCGUAAAAAAGAUGUUCAAGACCACACCUGACCUUGACAUGAAACAAAAGUGGAAACAGUGUCUGAGCAUGCUGACUGAUGAGCUAGAGCUGGUCAAAUCUCUUACGUCUACACUGGGAAGUUUCAAAGAGGAACCUGGUGUUGCUGCCGGUGGAGGAGGGCGGGGCUCAGAGCCAUCACAUGACAAGGACGUCUGGCAACCACCCGCACCACAGGAACCAAGCCGUCCCCAGAGAGGUGGUAGACCCCCUCGGCAACCAGUGGGUGGAGCCAGGAAGCCUGUGUCUCAAAGCGGUGCUGCACCCAAGAAUUCAAAGGUCAUAGAUAGUCGUUCCAGAGGAGGUGGGGCAGGGGCCGGACGGAGGAACGUGUCAGCAGCAGGGGGAGGGGCCAAGAAGGGAGCUCCUCAGUCCAAAAAGGACAAAAGUGAUGCUGAUGACAAGCCGGUGAGUCAUGAUGAUAAGGAGAUGAAGCCUCGGUUUGAAUCUGCUGGGUAUGACAAGGAUCUGGUGGAGGCUCUAGAGAGAGACAUUAUUCAAACCAAUCCCAAUGUCAAAUGGGAGGACAUAGCUGGUCUAAAGGAGGCCAAGAGGUUGCUAGAAGAAGCCGUGGUCCUGCCUCUAUGGAUGCCAGACUACUUCACGGGAAUCAGACGACCAUGGAAGGGUGUUCUAAUGGUGGGUCCCCCUGGUACUGGCAAGACUCUGCUGGCUAAGGCCGUGGCCACCGAGUGUGGAACAACAUUCUUCAAUGUCACCUCCUCUACUCUCACCUCGAAGUAUCGUGGGGAGUCAGAGAAACUCGUCAGAUUGCUUUUUGAGAUGGCCCGCUUCUAUGCUCCUAGCACAAUCUUCAUUGAUGAGAUAGACUCCCUGGGUAGUAAGAGAGGCAGUGACAGUGAACACGAGGCAAGUAGGAGAGUCAAGUCCGAGCUACUCGUGCAGAUGGACGGUGUUGGUGGAGCAGUGGGCGGUGAUGACAGCUCUAAGAUGGUCAUUGUGUUGGCUGCCACUAACUUCCCCUGGGACAUCGACGAGGCUCUCAGGAGACGACUGGAGAAACGCAUCUACAUUCCUCUGCCUAGUCUUCAGGGUCGCCAGGCCCUGCUGGACAUCAACCUGAAGGAGGUGAAACUGGCAGGGGAUGUGAACACUGAAGAGAUAGGCAAGCUCUGUGAGGGGUACAGUGGGGCUGACAUCACCAAUGUCUGCAGAGAUGCUUCCAUGAUGGCAAUGCGUCGGCUCAUUGAGGGCAAGACUCCUGAUGAGAUCAAGAACUUAGCCAAGGAGCAGUUGGAACUGCCCACCACCAACGAAGAUUUCCACACCGCUCUCAAGAAAUGCUCAAAGUCUGUCUCCGCUAGUGACUUGGAGAAAUAUGUCACAUGGAUGAAUGAGUUUGGAUCUGUGUAGCUAUAGAGUCCUGAGGCUGUGUUGUGACUUGACUUGACUCUAUGCACGUUGCCUUUAGUGUGUUUGUGCAAUUUAUAUACUGUAGUGUAGAUCUACACUGUUUUUGUUUCAGUCUUGAA